Messenger RNA from Ipomoea nil (Japanese morning glory), 2881 nucleotides. RefSeq names its product protein LNK1. NCBI's taxonomy places the organism in Eukaryota, Viridiplantae, Streptophyta, Magnoliopsida, Solanales, Convolvulaceae. The transcript is spliced from 7 exons. Gene Ontology annotation, biological process: circadian rhythm; regulation of DNA-templated transcription. The coding region runs from base 691 to 2508 and encodes 605 amino acids. The record is from RefSeq and is a predicted model, not a curated record.
AAGCAAGCUCGCAGCAGCAAAGCUUCUCCCUUAUCUUUUCUCUCCCUCCGCCUCUGGCUAGAACGUCCUAGAUUUGUGGUUCCGAGCAUCAAAUUAGGGUUUCCUUGGUGGCGUGAAGUGUUUGUUAUCGGUGAAGCGCGUGGCUUUCCGGCGAGGUUUCGGCUGUCCUUUGUUUCCGGUGAGAUUUCGGCGAGAUCUUGGUCAGUACUGUGGUUUAGUUGAAGGUAUCCUUCUUCUUAUGCCGUGGUCUAGCUGUUGUUAAAUUCCAGAUGAUGUUUGCUCGUCUUGUGACUUUGAUUGUUUUUUUUUUUUUUUUUUUUUUUUUUUUUGUGUCUAAAGUAAUUCUAGUGUUUGAUUUUUCAUUUCUUUGGCAGUAAUUUGUGUUGAAAGUUGUCAAAUUUGUUUUUUUUUUUUUUUUUUGUAGUACGUUUUAAGUUUCUGGAGGGUGAUUUCAAUUGGUUGCUCUAUAUUUUUGGUUUAAAAGAAAAAAAGUUUUUUUUUUUUUUUUUUUGGUUGGAUUGGGAAUUGUUUUUAAUUGAUAGAACAGUUAAAUGAUUUUGCUUGAUUAGUUCUAAUACUUUUCGCUUGUUUGUUUUGGCGAACGGAGACAAAAGGAGGGCUUUGGUUCUGAAAAGGAUGCUAGAUUGGAGUUCUGCAUAUAUUUUGACUGCUGGUUGAAGGAAUUGAAAGAUGUCAGAUAUAUGUAGCUAUGAGCUUGAAGAUAUAGUUUGGCAUGAAAUUUGCCAAAGUGGUGACCAUAUAGUACCAUAUCCUAGUUCCGGAUCAGCAGGUGAACAUCAACUCCCAAGUGAUAAUCGUAAGAAACGACAACAUGCAGUGUCUUUGAAUGGAUAUGUUACUGGGCCAAAGGAGCAAGAAGGAUUUUCAUCUCUGAAUAACAGUAGGUUGACAAUGUUGGAAAAAGGAUCGUGGUCUGACACACCUAGUGCAUUUCCUACUUCACAUGAUAACCACACAGUCAACAAAGUUUCAAAUUUAUCAUCUGAAAAUACCAGGACAUCUAGUCAUUGCUUUAAAAGCAACAACAUGGACUCAAUUGGAAGUGAGUUUUGUACUAAUGAUCCCAUUCUCGAUGACCAGAAUGUUGGAGUAGAUGGCAACUCUUAUAGCUACCCACUUGGUCAGAUUUCUCAGACAGAGAAUGACCUUAGUUUCCUUGAUGAUAAUAAUGAAGAAAAAAAUUCUAGUGAUCUCUUAGAUUAUGGUUGGCCUGAAAUAGGGAACUUUGAGGAUGUCGACAGGAUGUUUAGAAGCUGUGAUUCCACAUUUGGACUUGGGACCAGUAAUGCCGAUGAGUUAGGUUGGUUUUCUGCUUCAGAUGUUAUUGAAGGUUCUGAGGAUGCAUCAAGCUCAGAUUUUAUGUUCUCAUGCCCUGCACCCAAUGGACUAGAAAAUAUUUUAGUGCGUGAGGAUGCUGCAGGGCUAAAUGAUGCAAGUGGAUCAAUCAAUAAUUCAGGCAUGAGAAGUCAAUCUGACAGGGGAAAUUUGUGGGACUUAGAAAAAGAUGAAUGUGCCACUCUCAAUCAUCUGUCUUUUGUAGACGGUUCUCGUAGUUCUGAUUACAAAGAUGGAUCAAUGCCUGAAAGGCAGACUAAUACGCAUAAGAAGCAGUUAAAGCACAAGAACCGUUCCGAAGGAAAAAGGAAAGGCAUAUACUUGGAAAAUGGUGCUUCAUUUCCUUUUAAUGGUAACCUGCCUGAGGAUGCAAAACAAUCUACUGGGGCAAACUCUUCUCAAUCAACUUUCACAUCCAUGGGCAUUCAACAGCAUAAUCACUGUGGAUCUGAUUCUUUUGCCUACUUGCAAAGCAGCUUCCCUUACAUGCACACAGAGUACAAUCAUCCUUCUGAUCAGAGUUCAGUACGUGCAACCAUACCUUCUGUCAAGUCCGAAAAUAAUGCUUUGAAGUCUCUUUCCCCCAAGGGUUCCUAUGUGCCAAAUCAACUACCAUCCAUCCAGAGCUCUCUUGAUAUUUCUUUUCAGGUGGGCACCGCUAUGCCAAAUGAAAAAAAGUUAGAGAAGCAGCUCCCUUCAGGGUUCAAAUCUGAAAAUCACAGUGAUAUGAAUGGGAUCAACAUGAAAGAUCCUAUGCAAUUAGAUUCUUCAAUACUACUGGAAAGCUCUUCCAUCAGUUCAGGAAUGGAUGAAGUUUCAGAAGAAGCUGUUUGUUUUAACCAGCUUCAAAAUGUCAUGGAACAGCUUGAUCUGAAGACAAAGCUAUGCAUAAGGGACAGUCUGUACCGGUUGGCUCGAAGUGCUGAACAUAGGCAUAGAAAUGCUAACUUUAAUGGUGGCAGUGGAGAUAACAGAGAUGCAAGUGGGGCAUUGGUAGCUCAUGGAACAGACAGGUGUACUGGAUAUAUGGACAUGGAAACGGACACGAACCCUAUAGAUCGAUCCAUAGCGCACUUACUAUUUCAUCAGCCCUCAGACUCACCUGUGGAGUCAAUGAACAGAUUCAGGGGUCAAUCACAAGCAUGCCUGUGAUUGCUACUGAGAAGGUUGGUCAUGGAGAUGCUGCUGUUGAAGAAGAUAAGAAGGCUGGCUACGAGUGACAGGUACAUAGUUAAGAAAGCUCAACCGAAGACAACAAUGCUUACAUUUUACUACUUUAAAUGGCCGACAGAUACAUAUUUAAGAAAGCAAGAUGUCUGUAUUUGACUACUUUGGUUGGUCAUGAAUAGAAUUACUUACUGCUGGGGAAUCCUGUAAAAACCCUCAGUGACUAGGCUUUGUUCUUGGAUGUGUUUCUCACAGCUUUGGCUUUUUAUGUAUAAUCUUGUUUAUGAGUUUAUGUUGUAGCCCCAGAGUUUUAUUGACAACUGACUAUACAUCAUAUAUCAAUGCAAGGUUCAGGGAA